AUGGUCCCUUCCAUCUUCCUCACCACAGGGGAAAGUUCAUAUGACAUGUUACAUUUUCGUGGAUCUUCACAGAUGAGUAUUAUUAGUGUUGAAAUAUUUAAGGAUGGUGAAGUCCUUUACAACAUUGUUCAUCACACCAUUAGUAAGGUUGUCACU
This is a messenger RNA of Sphenostylis stenocarpa, 156 nucleotides long. The record is from the annotation of a GenBank genome assembly. Lineage: Eukaryota; Viridiplantae; Streptophyta; Magnoliopsida; Fabales; Fabaceae.